AUGAGUGGCAGACGAGGUAGAUCACCUGCCCGGGCCCGAGGUAAUAGGCCUAUUCCUAUUCCUGUUCCUGCUCCACCGCUAGUACCUACCCCUGGGGAGUCCUCUACUAAUAUGCGCCAAGAGAUGAAUGAAUUAAGGGGUGCAGUAACAGGCAUGAUGAGACAUUUUGAGGCCUUUAUGGCUAAUCAGAGGGGACAAGGACAAGUACCACAGGAAGCUGGAGCUGAACCAAAUCCAAAUCCAAAUGAGAGAGAUGUUGGGCAAACUUCCAACCUAGUGACUCAAGAAGUGGAAGCUCAAGGAAAUGAUGGUAAUGCUGGAAGUCAGUUAUUGAAGAACUUUAUGGCCCUCAGGCCUCCAGAAUUUCAUGGGAGGACGGAUGUGUUGGCAGCAGAGAGUUGGAUGCUAUCAAUGGAGAAACAUCUUCGGGCUAUGGGGUGCAAUGAUGCCCAGAAAGUCCAGUUGGCCACAUUCCUAUUUCGUGAUGACGCAGAAAGGUGGUGGGAAACCACAAGGCAACGGUAUGGGAUAAGAGGACCGACAUGGGCAGAAUUUCGGGAGGUGUUCCAUGGAACCUAUUUUCCAUCAUGGGUUCGGGAGCAAAAGACCUAUGAAUUUAUCGAGUUGACACAAGGGAACAAGUCCGUAGCUCAGUAUGAAGAGGAGUUCAUAUCUUUGGCAAGAUUUGCCCCAGACUUAGUAUCUACUGAGGAAAAGAAGGCAACAAAAUUUCAGAGGGGACUUCGAGUAGAGAUUAGAUACCCGUUGGUCGGCGCCAGGAUCACGGAUUAUGCUACCCUAGUAGAGAGGGCCUACACUAUUGAGAAUGAGAGGAAUGAAUUGAGGAUGGUACAAGCAGCAUCUAGGGGAGCAAGUGCAUCUCAUGGGCGAGGAAACGGCAAGAAGAGAAAAUGGGAGACAAGUUCAGGGAAGAAUGCAUCAGAGAUCCCUCCAUGCAAAAUUUGUGGGAAGAAACAUCGAGACCCAUGCCGUUUUGCUAAGGGGGUAUGUUACCUAUGUGGGCAGGCAGGCCAUUUGCAAAAGGAUUGUCCUCAAAAUUCAGGCAUGAUAGGUGAUAGAGGGGUGACAUGUUUUGAAUGUGGUCGGAAGGGCCACAAAGCUAAUGUUUGUCGCCAGCCACAAUAG
Messenger RNA from Diospyros lotus (date-plum), 1146 nucleotides. RefSeq lists its product as uncharacterized. NCBI's taxonomy places the organism in Eukaryota, Viridiplantae, Streptophyta, Magnoliopsida, Ericales, Ebenaceae. Bases 1 to 1146 code for a protein of 381 amino acids. Gene Ontology annotation, molecular function: nucleic acid binding; zinc ion binding. The record is from RefSeq and is a predicted model, not a curated record. The transcript has a single exon.